This is a messenger RNA of Guillardia theta CCMP2712, 1056 nucleotides long. RefSeq lists its product as hypothetical. Bases 1 to 1056 code for a protein of 351 amino acids. The record is from RefSeq and is a predicted model, not a curated record. The transcript is spliced from 9 exons. Lineage: Eukaryota; Cryptophyceae; Pyrenomonadales; Geminigeraceae.
AUGCUCAGAAGCGGGAUGAUGGGCGGGAUGCUAACGCUCUUCACCAUGCUCUCAGCGCUGGUGGAUGUGUCCUCGUCCUCGUCCUCGUCCUCGUCCUCGUCCUCGUCCUCUCUUCUUACCUGCCUUACCUCAUCCUCGCCAUCUCUUCAUGGCAAAUCCUAUGUAUCCUUGAGACUGAGGGGAGGGAAAGACGAUGUGGCGAGGUUUGCCCUUAUUGCGGACAUGGACGACACCCUUGUGGGAGAUGAACCUUCGCUCUCAUCCUUUAACACCUUGUGGGAGCGUUCCUGCCGCACUUCAGGAGGGAAACUUGUCUUCAACACAGGCAGGAGCUUCGAAGACUACCUAGUGCUGAAAGAGAAAUGGAACAUUAUCACUCCUGAUUUCUUCAUUGGAGCAUGUGGAACGCAAAUCUACUCUUGUGAUAGCGACGGCAACUAUCACGAGAUCGAGGGUUGGAAGCAAACGCUAGACCGAGACUGGGACAAGACAGUGGUACAACAACGUGUGAUGGGCAGCGAGAGGUUGAGACGCUGCUACGGGAGCAUAAAGGAGAAGAGGGAGUCCAUGGGCAACCCCUUCCUCUUCUCCUUCAAGAUCCCUCAGGCUGACUUCACCGUGGACCAGUUGAGAGAAGAUCUGAGACGUGAGAUCGAAACGGACAAUGCUCAGCAUCAGCCGCGCAUCGCAUUCCUUAUGAACAUCGCUUCGGUUUCUUAUCAUGUGAACACAACUGUUUCUGGACUAGACGAUGUUCCUGCAAACACAACAGGUUGUUUCUUCGUCGACGUCCUCCCCAAGUCUGCAGGGAAAGGCAACGCACAGAAACAUGUCAUGAAACUCCUGAAUCUUUCGCCCUCGGAGUGUCUGGUUGCUGGAGAUUCUGGCAACGACGCUUCCAUGUUUGAGGACGCUCCUCAUGGGGUGAUGGUUGGCAACGCCAAGGAGGAGCUGCUAGCAGUGAAGAGGCAGGAGCAUCUGCAUGCGACGGGAAGACAUGCCUUCGGAGUGCUGGAGGGGUUGAAACAUUACGGCUUUCUGCCCGAAGAUUCGUGA